Lucilia sericata (common green bottle fly) is the source of this 2082-nucleotide messenger RNA. RefSeq lists its product as uncharacterized. Gene Ontology annotation, molecular function: ligand-gated monoatomic ion channel activity. Lineage: Eukaryota; Metazoa; Arthropoda; Insecta; Diptera; Calliphoridae. The record is from RefSeq and is a predicted model, not a curated record. Gene Ontology annotation, cellular component: membrane. The annotation marks the transcript as partial. The transcript is spliced from 11 exons.
AUUUAUACAACAACUAAUUUAAUUACACAAAAAGAUGACAUGUCUUCCAUUGAGACUUCACAACUUACUACUUAUUAUGUUCAUUUAACUUCGAUAUUAAUAGUUUACGAUUCAAGCAACAUUAUUUUUAAUGAACUGCAACAACAAUAUCUAGAUGAUGUUCAGCAGGUCUUUGAAAAUCAAUCAAGAUAUGGCAAUACAAUUGGUUUACAAUGGAUUAAUGUAGCAAAUUUUAACGACACUGAUGAAGAUUUAAAUGAACAAAUUCUAGCUGCUGUAGACUUAGUGGCUGUUGAGGGUUUCAUAACAAUACUUGCAAAUACUUCACGAUUUUUACAUGCCCGCUACUAUGCAACACGCUAUACAACUCUACGCCUUAAGGAUAAAAUCUAUUUGUUUUUAUGUGAACCAGGAGAGGAGAAUCCUAAAGAUUUUUUAGCCAACGAGAUACUGCAGUUUUAUCCUCAUCAUUUGAUGGUAAUACCUGAAACCAUAUAUCCUGAAUCUAAUAACAAGAAAAACAACGGACAAAUGCAAAAACCAGAUAUUAAACUAACUACUCUGACUGAAGAAAACUACUACAAAUACCGCGGCAUCAAUUUUGAAUUGUGGACACAACAGUACGGUGGUGCUGAAGGCAAUUUAAAAGCCAUACACCUAGAUACGUACAUUAGUGGUAAUGGAACAUUUGCCAAAAAUAUUCAACUUUAUCCGAAUAAACUUUGGAAUCUACAACAACGUACAUUGAGGAUUGGUUCUUUAACUUAUGUGCCAUACGUAAAAACUUAUUAUGUGCCUUCCGGCCAAGGAGAUGUGGAUUCUAUCAAAUCUAAAGGUCCUCAAAAAACUGUGCAAUUUAUUGGCGUUGAAGCUGAACUGAUGAAAUCUUUUUGCGACAUACGUAACUGUCAUUUAAGAGUGGAACCUUAUACUGCUGACAACUGGGGCAUUAUCUAUGAUAAUGGUUCUACCGAGGGAAUGCUAGGUGAUCUUUAUAAACAAAACACCGAAAUGGCUAUAGGUUGUAUUUACAAUUGGUAUAACGAUAUAACGGAAACUUCAAGAUUUAUAGCAAGAUCUGCGGUAACCAUUUUGGGACCCGGGCCUGCACAAUUUCCACGAUGGCGCACCAAUAUCAUGCCAUUUUCUUAUGGUCUAUGGAUAUUUCUGGUCUUCACAAUGGUUAUGUGCUCUAUAAUGUUUCAUUUCAUCAAAUACACUUCAUAUCGCUUUAAGCAUAUUUAUUCUGCAAGGAAAAAUAAAUACCGCAGUGUUAAGAACUAUGAAAAAACUUUAUUGGAUAUAUUUGCUGUAUUUAUACAACAACCCUCAGCAGAUACGGUUUUGCAUCGUGUGGCUUCACGCAUAUUUUUGGCAUUUCUUUUGUGUGCUACUAUAACAUUGGAAAAUACCUAUAGUGGCCAAUUAAAGUCUAUAUUGACAAUGCCUUUGUUUAAUGAGCCUGUGGAUACCAUGCACAAAUGGUCAUUAACUGGCUGGAAAUGGGCUGCUCCUUCUAUAAUAUGGGUACAUACGGUGGAGAAUUCAGAUUUAGCCAUGGAACAGCGAUUGGCUAAACAAUUCGAGGUUAAAGAUUAUGAAUUUCUAUAUAAUGCCACAUUUUGGGACAACUAUGGCUUUGGUGUUGAGAGAAUUUAUAGUGGUUCAUUUUCUUUUGGGGACUACAUAACAGGAGCAGCUUUAGAAAAUAAAAUUGUACCAAAAGACGAUUUGUAUUUCGAUUGGACUCGUGCUGUUUCUAUUAGAGGUUGGCCGUUGAUGCCUUUACUUGAUCGUCAUAUAUCUUUCUGUUUGGAGACCGGCAUCUACAUACAUUGGGAAAGACAUUUUAGCUACAAGUUUUUGGAUCAUCAAGUGCAGGACAUUUUAAAAAAGCUUGCUUCGGGUUCUAAGCCCAAGUCACCACCUCAAAUGCUAUCAAUUGAGCACAUAUCCGGUCCCCUGUUCAUCUUGCUAUUUGGUUACCUACUGGCAUUUAUUGUUUUAAUGGUAGAGUUAUUCGGACAUCGUUUAAAGAUGAAAUUUUUGGCAGGAGGUCGUUAUUUUAUUAAAUAUAGAUAA